Penicillium argentinense is the source of this 1107-nucleotide messenger RNA. RefSeq names its product threonine/serine dehydratase. Bases 1 to 1107 code for a protein of 368 amino acids. The record is from RefSeq and is a predicted model, not a curated record. Lineage: Eukaryota; Fungi; Ascomycota; Eurotiomycetes; Eurotiales; Aspergillaceae. Gene Ontology annotation, molecular function: ATP binding; pyridoxal phosphate binding; serine racemase activity. Gene Ontology annotation, biological process: L-serine metabolic process; pyruvate biosynthetic process; D-serine biosynthetic process. The transcript has 2 exons.
AUGGUUUCCCCCGUUGAACAAGCUCAGGCGCUCACGCCGGCCGCCGUCGAGGCCGCAUAUGCCCUCAUCCGGCCAUAUGUGCACCGCACUCCUUUGCUGACGUGCAGAACCCUUGACACCAUCGCUUCGACCCCGCAGUCCCCCGAAUCGCUGGUCGGCACUCCGUUUGAGGGCCAAACGCCCGCACGCCCGCGGUUUCGAUUUUUCUUCAAGUGCGAGAAUCUCCAGCGAAUCGGUGCUUUCAAAGCCCGAGGAGCUUUCCAUGCGUUGCUGCGGUUGAUUGAGGAGCGCGGCGAGGACGAGGUGAAACGACGCGGGGUAAUCACACACAGCUCCGGUAACCAUGCCCAAGCCCUUGCCCUCGCUGCCUCCACCCUCCACGUUCCGGCCUACAUCGUAAUGCCGCACAUUAGCACCUCGUCCAAGAUCGCCGGCACUCGGUCCUACGGUGCCGAGAUCAUCUUCAGCGGGUCAACAAGUGUCGAGAGAGAGGCCGUUGUGGCCGAGAUUCAGGCGAAGACGAAUGCCAUUCUGGUGCCACCCUACGAUGACUUCAACAUUAUCUGCGGGCAGGGCACUACGGGGCUAGAACUGGAGGCACAAUACACCGAGCAGGUCGGAUCUCGUGCUCUUGAUGCAGUGAUUACACCUGUUGGUGGCGGUGGACUCAACUCUGGCGUGGCCACCUUCUUCUCGGACAAGUCCACUCGAGUAUUUGGCGCGGAGCCGAUUUUCGAGGGCGCAGAUGACUGUCGACGUGGACUGCAGGCUGGAGAGCGUGUGGCCAAGGUCUCGACGCUGACGAUUGCGGACGGACUGCGUACACCCGUCGGACUGUUGAACUGGCAGGUCAUCUCCAAUAAGCGCAAGGUUGAGGGCGUAUUCGCGGUGACGGAGGAACAGAUAAUGGCGGCGAUGCGACUGGUAUUUGAGCGUAUGAAGGUGGUGGUUGAGCCCAGUGCAGUAGUCGGGCUCGCGGUCUGUCUCUUUGACGAGGGUUUCAGGAGGCGGGUGGAACAGGAGGGCGGCGACAAUGGCUGGGAUGUUGCAGUUGUGUUCAGCGGAGGUAAUACGACUUUGGAAGCGGUUGCCAAGUUAUUUGGAUGA